GGUCUUGUAAUCCAGCCAAGUUCAGUCGUCCACCGUUACUCCCGACCUAUCGACGUUGGCCUAUCCAGUGGGCGGUUUCUGGCGGCAACUUCCAACAGUGGCUCGUUAUACCGCCAUACAGGGCGCAUAUAUAUUGACGGUCGCCUCUAGUAUUUCUUUCAGUUGUGAUCAUACUAGUUGACGUGAAUUAUCUCAGUUUGCUGGCGUCCGUCAAGUUACCAAAAAGCGACGGUUGUUUGUAUUUUAAGUUUAAAAUAAAUUGACUAGAAAAAAAAAACAUGAACUCCGGACUUUCCAGCGGACCCCAUGGAGGGGAUGACAGCACUGACAGGGAGAAAAACGCACUUUACGAAUUGGUGGCGUCAGCUCCCAGUCGGAAAAACUGGAAAGGGAUGCUUAUUGCUAUCUGUGUCAUAUUCGCUAUUCUCGGUUGCAUUUUGGCUUCCGUGAUUGUCAUGACUCCUGUAGAUGACGGACCUCGUGUAAAAGGCUCGAGAUUCUCUUUGGAGGAUGUGCUGGGCGAUAAAUUCCAACCGCUGAAAUUCAACGGGUCCUGGUUGAAAAACAACCAACUCUUGAUUACCGACGGAAAUGAUAACCUGCAAAUAUUGGAUGCUCCUAGUGGGACUCUUCAGCCACUCUUGUACAACGAGUCUAUUCCGGUGCCACCAGGAUCAACAUAUUCUUUAUCACCAGACAAUCGAUUUCUCCUUCUCACAACUGAUUACAGAAAGAGACCCGGAAGCAUCGAGGAAUUUGAGGCGAAAGUUUACGACCUUUCCACAGGAAUCGUUUACCCCAUACCCUCCGCCUCCCCGGAUGAACGUGUGCCGAUUCAGGCCGUCAUGUGGAGUCCCUCCCCCCGUAAUGGCGCACUUGUGUACUGCCACCAGAAUGACAUUUAUUACAUUCCGGAUAUUACUAUUGAUCAAACCGAGAGAAUAACUUCAGAUGGAUCUUUUAAUAGCAUUUCUAAUGGGGUGCCAGACUGGACCUAUAGAGCAAUGGCAAAGCAACCAGCAAUGUGGUUCUCUGAGACCGGUGAUCGCCUGUCAUACAUCGCAUUCAAUGACACCGCCAUACCGGAGAUCAAACUUUCGAUUUACAGCGAACCUGAUUCUUUUGAAUUGUACACUGAGCAAGUUCUCAUACGCUAUCCAACGCCUUCGUCACCGAUCCCCCGAGUCAGUUUGCGCGUUGUUGAUUUGAUGGAAAAAGAUAUCGUCAAAGAAUUGCGGCCGCCAUUAAGCAUAAGAGACCAGGAGUAUUAUCUAACAAUGGUCAAAUGGGUUAACGACCAAAGAAUAUGCGCCAUUUGGACUUUACGCUCGCAGAACGUUUCUCUGAUUUCUUUUUGCGAUGCCGGACCGUGGCAUUGUCAAACGGUAUCUACCAUUGAAAGUGGUUUGGAAGGAUGGCUUGAUGUGGGUGCUGAUAUGCUUUUCCAUCCCAACGGAAACUCCUUCCUUCACUUGGCGCCAGUUCAAAUAGACCACACGCAAGAUUAUUUCACCAACAUCAUUAUGGUUGACGCCGUCAAGAGACAUUCGUGGCCUGUCACCCAAUACAAAUCAGAAAUCCAUCACCUGCUCGGAUGGGAUACGAACAAUGGGCGAAACCUUGUGUAUUACUCGGCUUCAGCCGAAGGUGGCCGAUCGAAAAGACAAGUCUACAGGGUUGAAAUCAACGGCCAAAAAGCCGAUCAGAACACCGUCGAGUGUCUGACGUGCUCUGUUCAGGCUCGUCAUCUGGCCGAGCAGUCCUCACAUUCAGUUACUUCCUCUACUUCCGGUUCUUCUUCUUCGUCCAAAUCUCAAGCGAAAAAUUCGACUCCUUUGAAUUUCACGAGUUCGCAUCCGAACCAGUACCACUCGAACUCUACGUGCCGUUAUUCCAACGCCAUACUGAGUCCGAGCCUCGAGUACUACGUGCACGAAUGCCUAGGACCUACUAUACCCUAUGUUGAAGUUCGAUCGCUGCCGACCAACAAAUUGGUCAAAUUGAUUCAAGUUAAUCGACAGUUGCAGUUGGAUUCGAUGGACAAAGCAUUCCCUAGAAAGAUACAACUCAAAGUCCCGUUGCUCGUCGACAACACUCCUUGGAAGAGGAGUCAACCUGAUUAUGUUGCCGUUGAACUUUAUUUGCCACCCGGCUUGAAAGAGGAAGAAUCGACAGUUUACCCAUUACUAGUUUGGACGACCGACGAACCGGCAACGGUCAGUGUCACAGAUGAAUGGAAAAUGGACUGGGCAACUUACAUGGCUUCAGGCCGGGACGUGAUCGUAGCGAAAAUUGACUUGCACGGAUCGCAAGGAAGUGGUCAUCUGCUCCGGAAUUCCAUUUACCGGCAGCCCGGGGUUUUGGAGGCGGUAGAUUUAAUUCAAACAACAAAAAUAUUGCAAGAAACAUUUGCGUUCAUCAGUCCGAUUAAAACCGCAUUAAUUGGCUCUCACUAUGGUGGAUUCCUUUCUCUUUAUACUCUGGCCAACGACCCAGGGGCAGUUUUUGGCUGCGGGAUUGCAAUAUCACCCGUUUCGUCCUGGAAGACACUAACCGCUCCUUACGCCGAACGUUACCUCGGCCUUCUCAGUGAACGCGAAGGACAGCGCCACUAUUUCGAAGCUGAUUUGACUACCUGCACCAAGAAUUUACACGCUAAAAAAGUCUUCCUUUUGCAUGGAACUUUGGAGGAAAAGUACCACGUAACUCAUUCGAUGCUGAUCGCCAAGAGUUUGAUCGAGAAACGGUUUUCAUUUCAGCAACAGUUGUAUCCGGAUGCCAACUACCAGAUGAUGUUGCGUAACGCCCAGAUGUACGAGAGCAUAGACAUAUUUUUGAACGGCUGCUACGACGGAAGAGAAAUGCCUGAACUAGAUAACACACUCCACAAGGGAGAUUAACAUUCGACUAUCUUGAAAGAAAGAUUAAAAAAAAAAAAAUACUCUUGAUAGUACAUCAUCAAAACUAGUCAUUCUAUAAUUACUUUUAAUUGAACUUACAAUUGCACUAUAUUAUUCUUCCAUAACUUAUUCUUGAUCUCACGACGUCACAAUUAAGUGAUCCUUUUUUAACACUCCAUCAAGACAUGACAAUUAACCAAAUAGCCUAAAUAUAAUUGACGACGCACAAAACUAUUCAUAAAAGCUCUCGAUACCAAAUAUUUUAGUUUGAAAUUUGUUUUGACAAAUCUAAUAAUCACGUUAUCCCUAGACAAGAAAACAUUUCGCCGAUAACAGUAUAUACAUGUAUAUCUAUUUCGUUUGUAUUUAUUACAUUGUUAUUGGUUUUACCUUAUAAUUCUGAUUAUACCCUUGCAUAUAAUGCCCCCCAAGGACUCUUGGUACAAACUCUGUGGAAUUAUACGUUCAAACUUUAAA
Molecule: messenger RNA, 3377 nt
Organism: Daphnia pulicaria
Lineage: Eukaryota; Metazoa; Arthropoda; Branchiopoda; Diplostraca; Daphniidae
Product: prolyl endopeptidase FAP-like
Exons: 17
Coding region: 279-2900 (873 amino acids)
Biological process (GO): proteolysis
Molecular function (GO): dipeptidyl-peptidase activity; serine-type peptidase activity
Source: RefSeq, a predicted model, not a curated record